Acanthocheilonema viteae is the source of this 2979-nucleotide messenger RNA. Lineage: Eukaryota; Metazoa; Nematoda; Chromadorea; Rhabditida; Onchocercidae. The record is from the annotation of a GenBank genome assembly.
AUGAAUCAGAGCGCUACAGACAUUGGACGUGCAUUAUCUGUUCUUUAUAUCUGUUCUGAAGUUAAAAUUGUACGAAAUAAGAUGACAAAAGAGCAGUAUAUAGCAAUGAACAGAGGAAUAAAUGACCAGUCUGAUCUGCCACAAGAAUACCUCUCCGAUAUAUAUGACGAAAUUGCGGGACGUGAGAUUAAGAUGAAACCAGGACUCAAUAAAUUGCCCAAACAGAAUACAACGGCGACGUCAGAACGACAACGCAAAUUACUUCAAGAUGUUGAAUUGGCCGCUAUGGCUCAAACAGCUCGAGCAUUAAUGGAAGCUGCAUCGCAUUACGAAGCUGCAUUUACAUCUGCUUCACAUUGCGAACAUGUUAGGCCAAUGUUUAAGAUUGCUUGGACUCCUUGCUUAGCAGCAUUCAGUAUCGGAUUACAAACGUCAGAAGAUGAAAGUGUCAUAUUUUGGUGUUUGCAAGGAUUUCGUCUUGGUAUCAAAAUUGCCUGCAUAUUUCGUUUAAUUCUGGAACGGAAUGCUUUUAUACAGGCAUUAGCAAGAUUUACAUUGUUGACUGCGAAAAAUUCUAUGGUGGAAAUGAAAUCGAAGAAUAUUGAAUCAAUCAAAUUAUUAUUAACUGUUGGCGAAGAAGAUGGAAAUUGUCUGGAUGAAUCCUGGAUUGAUGUGCUCAAGUGCAUUUCACAGUUAGAAUUAGCACAAAUGAUUGGUACUGGUGUUAAAGCUUCUAAUAAUCCGGUUGUUAGCGGUUCUUCGAUGCAAUAUGGUUUGAAAACUACGACUCACGUGGAUGAACGGAUGUUACAAGAAUGCUUGGGUGAAACUACCUCGCAGAGUGUUGUCGUUGCUGUCGAUAGGAUAUUUCAAGGAUCAUCAAGAUUGGAUGGUGAUGCUGUUGUACAUUUUGUGCGAGCUUUAUGUGAAGUUUCAAAGGAGGAAUUAUCAACGAGUGGUAAUCCACGAAUGUUUAUGUUACAGAAAAUAGUUGAAAUAUCAUUCUAUAAUAUGAAUCGUAUUCGUUUGCAGUGGUCUAGAAUAUGGACCAUUUUAGGAGAACAUUUUAAUAAGGCAGGCUGUAAUGCAAAUGAAAAUAUAUCACAUUUUGCUGUUGAUGCACUAAGGCAAUUAUCGAUGAAAUUUUUGGAACGAGGAGAAUUGCCUAAUUUCCGUUUCCAAAAGGACUUUUUGAGGCCGUUUGAGAUUAUCAUGAAUAGAAAUAGAGCGUUCCAAUCUCGAGAAUUAGUUGUCGAAUGUAUCAGUCAUAUGGUAAACACACAUUAUAAUAAAAUAAUAUCCGGUUGGAAAAACGUUUUUUCCGUUUUUACAAUGGCAGCUAGUCUAAACGAUGAAGGAAUCGUUGAAAGUGCAUUUACGACAACCAAUUUUAUAAUUACUACGGUAUUUGCUGCACAAUUCGGCAAUGCAUUGGAUUCGUUUCAAGAUGCCAUCAAGUGUUUAUCAGAAUUCGCGUGUAAUACAAGUUUCCCGGAUAUAUCCAUGGAAGCAAUUCGACUGAUACGACUUUGUGCAACAUAUGUUUCAAGCAAUCAGCAGCAGUUCAUAGACCAUCAGUGGGAGGAUAGUGCAAAUUUGCAAGACAGUCAACGGAUUUUCUUACGUGGAUGGUUUCCAAUUAUGUUCGAAUUAUCAUGUAUUAUUGGAAGAUGUAAAUUGGACGUCAGAACAAGAAGUUUGACUGUUAUGUUCGAAAUUAUGAAAACCUUCGGGACAGAAUUCAAAGAUGAAUGGUGGAAAGAUUUGUUCCAAGUUGCUUUUCGAAUCUUCGAUGUCAUGAAGUUGGCUGAGGAGCAAAAUGAGAAACGAGAGUGGAUGCGAACAACAUGCAAUCAUGCUCUUUAUGCCGUUGUUGACGUCUUUACUCAAUAUUAUCCAGUUUUAUCAACAAUUUUGUUAACCAAUAUUUACGAACAGUUAUAUUGGUGUGCACAGCAAGAAAAUGAACAGUUGGCUCGUUCAGCAAUUAAUUGCCUGGAAAGCUUGCUUCUUCUCAAUGGUUCCAAAUUUACAAUUCAAAUGUGGAAUGAAACGAUUACCUUAAUCACUAAUAUUUUUAAUAUAAAACUUCCUCAUUCGCUACUUACAUGGGGACCGGAAGAUGUUUUAAAUACGUUUAUUAUACCAAAUGGUGAAGAUUACCAAUUGCGUAAUGAUGGUACUCAUCAAAGAAUGUUUAAUUCGAGCAGUAAUGAUGCACUGUUUACAACAUUACUGGUUCGAUGUGUUGUACAACUGGAAUUGGUCGAUGCUGUAAAUAGUAUUAUAUUCGGUCAUGAAUCAAUGAAAAAGGAUGAAAUGAGCACAAAGACUAUUUCAUCUACAACGGCAAAACUGGAAUCAGGGAGUAAAUCUAUUGAACAGAAACUGGCGAAUGGAAACUUUGAACACGAAGUUGUUGAUAAUGUGGAGAAUGGGACUUUAAAAAUUAUGGAUGAAGGCCUCUAUAAAUACAUUGAAGUGGAUCAUCUCAUACAGCUAGUUGAAUGUCUUCUUGAUUCUCACACUCUUGCUCAAAAAUUUAAUGGCAACAAUGCUCAACGUACGUUACUGUGGAAAGCUGGUUUUAAAGGUCGAAGUAAACCGAAUCUUUUGAAGCAGGAAACACAUAGCGUACAAAUUGUCCUUAACAUAUUGUAUAGAUUAUAUGCUGAUAUUGGAAGAACAUCAGUACAGCAGAAAAAUAAUAUCAAAAUGAAAUUGUUGAGGGUUGUAGAGAAUGCGCUGGAUUACUAUUCGGGAUUAAAAUCCGAGCAACAUCGACAAGCUUGGGUUCCAGUAGUAUAUUUACUGUUGGAAAAAACGGAUGCAUUUUCUUCGACGCAGCUCAUUGAUCUUGGUCAAGACUAUGCGUUGAAUAUGUGUCGCCUGGUGGAGUGCGAAAUGCGUGAGGAUCUAAGGAUUGUCCUGAGUCGCGUUAUCAGAAAAACUAUAAGUAUAAAUUAUGCUGCUGUAUAA